GCCCACCAGCUUCCGGGCCCACUGCCGGCGCUGGAUACGAAAUGCAAAAAUGUCUGGGUCUGGAAACUUGUGAUGCCAAAAUGUGCAUGAUGAAAACGCUUCCGAAUGCAGUCCGGCAUGACAACUUCCCAAAACGCUUUCUCGUAGGCAAUCCGCAUGAGAACCUGCGUUCUUGCAUGACAAAAGAGACUGCGACUUUUGUUGGUUAUGCAAUACAGAUUUUCUAGCUAUGGAAAGCUAGCUUUACAAGUCCCAACCUUCCAGACCCAGACAUUUUUACAAUCCAUACUGGGCGAGCCGCAGCAAGAGUCACUGAAUCAAGCACUCGUGCGAGUGCACAUGAAGCAGGAGCUGAUGACGAUGUUCACAGUGCAUAUCAACUGGAAAAAUGUCUGGGUCUGGAAGAUUCUGACACUUGUCAGGCACGUUUUGCAUGAGCCAUGAUGUCCGUGAUGCCUACCCUAGCAAUACAGAUUUUUUGAGGGCUUCUUGAUGCCUAAUAUUUCGCAUGACAAAUGCCUUCUCAGAGUAGCAAAAAUUGCAUUCCCCUUGCUACUCAUGCAAUACAGAUUCUUUUGGAAUCCAAAUGCAGCAUCACAGGUUGCAUUCGUCCAGACCCAGACACUUUUGCAUUUGAUAGCGCAGCCCCUUUUGGAAAAGGAAGCCAAGGACCGGCAGGGGAACCUAUUGCCCAAGAAGAACCAGUAUGAACUGCAAAAGUAUCGUACUAGUACAAAUUGCAUUACAAAUUUGCUCAGCAUUACAAAUUAAAUCUGUAAUGCGGAUGGACAUUAAUGCCUGCGUUUGUAAUGCACAACUGCAAUCACUACGAGUGCGAUACUUUUGCAUUGGAUAACCAGUUAUUACACGAAAUUUUCAACCGAAACAAGUUUUAUCGGGAGAAGGCUGAAAAGGAAGCGAAAGAGGCGGCGGACAAGGAACAGGAGGAGCAGGCAGCACAACUUCGAGAACAGCAAGCUCGACUUGUGGAGCAGCAGAAGAAACACCUGAAAAAGACGAUGCUGCCGCCUGGAAGUGGGCCCGCGCGACAAGGGAAAGUCGCCAGAACCGGCGCGGCAGGAAAACAACUUCAAGUACACGGCACUGGGAUCACGAAGAGGGCAGCGCAUAACACAGUUGCGAAGAGGGUGGAACACGGGAAAAGCGGAAAGAGCGCUACUAUGGGGUUGCAGAACUACGACUCCAGUGCAAGUAGUUCCUUGCCGAGUUCUAAUGUGAAUUAUAAACUUCCACCAAGUAGUAGCGGUGUUCAAAGACCUACGAUCAACCAGUCUUCUUCAUCCUCAUCCUCAUCUUCGGCAGUUCAUAAAAUCAAUCUGCAACGACAGAAUAUCAAACCUGGAAUUCUGAACCAGCAGAGCAGCACGUCGCGAGGUCUUCUCGGGCUGGGAACUACUGGAAAAGCAGGAGCGCAAGAUGUAGUUUCCCAGGAGGUGAUGAGACAGCGGCAGGCAGCCCAGCGACAUCAAUUGCUAGUGGAAGAGGAGCCGGAAGAUCCCGAGUUCGAUCUACAUCUCGAAAACAUGCUCCUCCUCCCAACGACGCUGUCUAAGCGCGGCACGGCCGAUUACGUCCGCUUGAUAUCAAAUGUAAAAAUGUCUGGGUCUGGAAGAUUGGAAGGCUUGUCAUGCUUGUCUGGCAUGACCCAUGAUGCUUGUAAUGCAUGACCCAGCAUCACAGAUUUUUGGAACGCUUCCUGAUGCCAUUUCCGCAUGACAAAUGCCCUCCUCGCGCGGCACCAAUGUGGCUCCUCUUGCUGGUCAUGCAAUACAGAUUUUUUUUAGAAUCCAAAGUUAGCAUCACAAGUCCCAACUUUCCAGACCCAGACAUUUUUACAUUUGAUACUUGAAGAGGCCGUACCAGAAGGAACUCCAGCGGAGGAAGAGGGAAAAGAACUAUGAAAAACAAAAGUGUCUGGGUCUGAAAGAGUGUGAACUUGUCAUGCAGGUUUUCCAUGACCCCUAAGGUUUGGAAUGCGGGACCUAGUAUAACAGAGUCUGUGAGGUCUCUUUCACUUUCGUGCCUAUCCUGCAUGAGAAACUCCCUCCCAACUUGGUCGAAAGUGGACAGCUUUUGGCACUCAUGCAAUACAGAUUUUUGCAUGCUUCGGAUUUAGCAUGACAUGUUGCAACCUUCCAGACCCAGACAUUUUUGCAAUCCAUAAGAACAAGGCCCGGGCGAUUCGCUUGGAAAGGGAGGCCCGAGAGAAGCAGGCAAAGUUACUGGCACAGCAGCAGAAAGCCCGGGCGAAAGCCGCGGCGGCCGCGGCCAAAGCGAAAGCGAAGGCACAGGCGGCCAGGUAUGAACUGCAAAAGCAUCGUGCUAGUUGUAUAAAUCGCAUGCAAUACAAAUUGACUCAGCAUUACAAAUUUCAUUUGUAAUGCGGAUUUGCAAUAGCAAGUAGAGUUGUGAUGCAUAAAUGCGAUAAUUACUACGAGUACGAUACUUUUGCACGGGAUAGCAGGAACGCAAAGGCAACGGUCCGGAAAGGUGGCGGCGGGGGAAGGAGCGCCGCGAGUGGGCGGAAGAGGUGAGAAAAAUAGUUCGCGGGGUGAAAGUACGAACCAUGCGGGUAUUCAAGCUUUAUUUCUCGUGGUACACUAGUAGACCUAAUCCUAAACUUGGAUAGCCGCGGCGACACAAAGCGACACAAACAAACCGUAGCGAAACCGAUAGUGGAACGGUUCUUAUAAUCGCAUUUUUAGCUUCCUCACGACCCUUACGACGUUUGAUGCCAUGUGCCUUUAUUUUCACUUUGCCUCUCCCGUUGUACGAGGAAAAUGAUAUAAGUAUACCGCUGCUACUUGUUCGUGCUUUUGCUUCUUGGUGCUGUAAAUACGUUGCACAGACGACUGAAGCAUGCGACACCUCCGGAUUAUAUAUCAAGUAGUUCCUUGAGACACGACUGGAAUUUUUUUUCUCACACAAAAAGAAAAAAGAAAAACGAAAAAAAAAACUCUGCCGACGCCUGGAAGCAGGACGUAUUGGCACUGACG
Molecule: messenger RNA, 3017 nt
Organism: Amoebophrya sp. A120
Lineage: Eukaryota; Dinophyceae; Syndiniales; Amoebophryaceae
Source: the annotation of a GenBank genome assembly